Messenger RNA from Danio rerio (zebrafish), 1406 nucleotides. The record is from RefSeq and is a predicted model, not a curated record. Lineage: Eukaryota; Metazoa; Chordata; Actinopteri; Cypriniformes; Danionidae.
AUGUCUGUGUUUAUAUCAGAAUACUUCAAAUGUAUUGCAAUUUACAUCAAGAAUAAGGAUGCAACAAUUUUGAACACCGUCAUAGGUUUAGGAACAGUGGUUGGUCAGACCGCAUAUAACAUCUUAGCUUUUAACUGUCCAUGUUCCCCGAAGAAGAAUUACCUGUAUGGUCUGGCAGCCAUUGGUGUACCAGCCCUGGCUUUCUUCGUCAUUGGAGUAAUGAUGAAUCAAAACACUUGGGACGUUGUGUCAGAGUGCCGCACAAGAAGAUGCAGGAAAUUAUCGCUGACUGCUGCGUUUGUUCUGUUGGGAUCUAUCGUGGGCAGAGCAAUUGCUGCCCCCAUCACAUGGACUGUGAUUUCGCUUCUAAGAGGGGAGGCGUAUGUGUGUGCUUUUAGUGAGUUCCUGAACUUCUCAUCCUUGGUCAAUUUCACUUCAGCUUCUCCUGGUCCAGAGAUCAUGGCCCGGUUUCCAUGUAACAGUACGCCUGUUUUGUUUAUAAACUACACAGGAGUUGUUCAACGCCAGCUGAAGUAUGAAUCCCAGCUGCUGGGAUGGUUGCUAGUGGGACUCAUCUCACUCUCUGUCUUUCUGGUUCUCUGCUUGAAAACCUGCUUCUCUCCUCUUGGCUAUCAUCAGGAGGCGUACUGGUCUGAAUACUGCGCCAGCGAACGAGCUCUUUUCCAGCGUACAGCUGAAGUACACGCUAAAUACCAUGCAGCUGAAAAUGUCAAGAGUUUCUUUGGGUUUGUGGCCUUGGAAAGUCAGGAGAAGCAGUUUUUUGCAGACUGCAAAGGCAUCAAGAGCAUCAUUCCCAGACUGGAGUGGAACCGCAUCACGGGUGUUUAUUUGUACAGAGAGGUCGAUGACGCUCCCUUGUACAGUCGCUUAAGCAAAUGGGCCAUGUACACAAAUGAGCAUGACUGUUAAGUAAUUGACAAAUUGCUGUUCAAUUAAUGUACAUUAAACACACCCAAAAACUCAUAUCUUUGGCAUGAAGGAACGCCCAUGAAAUUUGUGCCACAGACUAGAACACUUUUCUAGAACACUAGAACACUAGUAGAAUAAUUUUAAAAGUAUAAUAGCUAAAACAGGGAAUACAAUUAUUAAACUUUUUAAUUAAUAUACAUAAACUAAAUGUUAGCAUGCAAUCUGAUUUUAAUUUAAAAUCUUAUUAAAUAUUCAAUGCUGAAGUGUAACUUAUUACUGCAAUAAAAACUUAACCGCAACUAGAGAAGCAAAAAUACAAGACAGUGCCCUUAGGUAUGUUUUCCUUUGCAAUGAUGAUGGCUUAUGGAUCGAGAUCAAACUUGUCUGGUGUUUUAUUACUGUGCUACAACCUUCGAUAUUAGUAUGUUUUUAAUGAGGCAUGAGCCUACAUGUGUGGUCUUCCUCUGUCGAUGUUA